Molecule: messenger RNA, 973 nt
Organism: Cinclus cinclus
Lineage: Eukaryota; Metazoa; Chordata; Aves; Passeriformes; Cinclidae
Gene: RAB6A
Product: RAB6A, member RAS oncogene family
Exons: 9
Coding region: 173-835 (220 amino acids)
Molecular function (GO): GTP binding; GTPase activity
Source: RefSeq, a predicted model, not a curated record
CCGGCACCGGCAGCUCACCGGGACUCGCAGCCUUCGCCGGGCGGGAGGAGGACGAGGAGAAGCAGGAGCAGGCGGAGGCGGAGAGAAGCGGGAGCGGUCGCGGUCGCGGGUGCCGCCGCGGGGAGCGGAGCGAGCGCGGGGCGGCGGCGGCGGCGGCGGCGGCUCCUCCAUCAUGUCGUCGGGCGGGGACUUCGGGAACCCGCUGCGGAAAUUCAAGCUGGUGUUCCUGGGCGAGCAGAGCGGUGACCCUGUCCAGCCUGGCCUUGGACACUUCCAGGUGGGGAAGACUUCCUUGAUCACCAGGUUCAUGUAUGACAGCUUUGACAACACCUACCAGGCAACAAUUGGCAUUGACUUCUUAUCGAAAACCAUGUACUUGGAGGAUCGAACAAUCAGGUUGCAGCUGUGGGAUACUGCGGGUCAGGAACGUUUCCGUAGCCUCAUUCCCAGUUACAUCCGUGACUCUGCUGCUGCUGUAGUAGUUUACGAUAUCACAAAUGUAAACUCCUUCCAGCAAACCACAAAGUGGAUCGAUGACGUCAGAACGGAACGGGGCAGCGAUGUCAUCAUCAUGCUGGUGGGAAAUAAAACAGAUCUAGCAGAUAAGAGACAAGUGUCCAUUGAGGAAGGAGAAAGGAAAGCCAAAGAGUUGAAUGUCAUGUUCAUUGAGACUAGUGCAAAGGCAGGAUACAAUGUAAAACAGCUUUUCCGACGCGUGGCAGCUGCCUUGCCUGGGAUGGAAAGCACACAAGACAAAAGUAGAGAAGACAUGAUUGACAUAAAACUGGAAAAGCCUCAAGAGCAGCCUGUCAGUGAAGGAGGCUGUUCCUGCUAAUACCAUGUGGCUUCCACCUUUCUCCAGAACAUCACUGCUUUCCCUCCCUGUCCUCUUCAUUGACUGCAGUGUGAAUAUUGGCUUGAACCUUCCCCUUUCCGUAAUAACGUAUCGCAGUUCAUCAUCGCUGGCUGUCUC